ACAUGUGGCAAUCAAGCCACACGGUACACACGUUUCUCGCUCUUUUUUUUUCUUUCUUUCUUUCUUAUUUACCUUAUAGUGAAAAUAAUCGAGUAAUAACUUCAUCACAAGUAUAGAAAAUUCACGAUAGUAUAGAGAUUGUACAUGGUACUGUUACAGGAUUCUCUUACCUCUUUUCUAUGGAUAUUUUCAAGAUUAUUUUUGUAAUCGUUUGUAAUCUAAAGUACCACAGCUACGGAAACACGUUUACUUUUUCUCUCUUUGAAAUACGUUUAUUAACCUAAUUCACUUUCAUCCGAAAAUUUUACGAUUUGUACCUUUGUGUACGAUAAUACGCUUAUCAAUAAACGAAUUGCGUCGUCUGUGUAUUGAGCACGAAAUUAUAGUUACAGGCAGCAUAUGGUUUCUUCAGAUACGCGUGUCAAAAGUGUGCGAACAAAACGCGUUUACCGUAAAUUGUCGCGCAAUGUGAGUGUCGUGCAUAAAAAUAGGAUACGAGGGAGAUAUUGGCCGAUAGUUGACAAGCGAAACGAUCCUUUCGAAAACUUAGUGAUUUACCGUACGGAGAGUGAGUUUAACGAUAGUAGUAACAGCAGUGGUAUUGCCGGGUCUCGUGGCUACUAACUCGCACAAAAACAUCGUUUUGUCAGUAUCAUAUCGUCUUUUGCUGUCGCGGAGGUUAUAUAAUUUCAACGAGCGGUCUUUUCGUUAGGAAGCAUGAGGAGCAGUGUCCAUUCAUUUAGAUAGUCGUCAUUGUUCUUUCGAGUAUUCGCGCCAUAUAGGCCUUAUAUCCUCCGACGAAGAGACCUCGUAUGUUACCCUCGUACGUUUGGGUAUCAUGAAAGUGGAUAGGAUCACCAAUAGGCAAUUACGCCGCUAAAGAUGUUAUCAGUCGUCGCUGUUUCUUACCAACGGUUGUAACAAAAAUUGGGACCAGACGGAACGCAAACGGCACAUGAACCGAAAAAUGUCCACGGUGAUAGGAUCAGACUUUCAUGUGUCAGGUCAAAAUUACGGCACCCAACCAGGGGGCCAGGGGGUUGGGGCAGGUGGGACUGUAGGAGUACCUGGGGGCAGAGGACCUCCACCACUCGGCGGCUUACAGUCCAUAGGACAAUCAGCAGCAGGUAUUCCACCAGGAGGUCCUGCUGGUGGGCAAGCACCACCACAAACCCCAGCGCCCGGGGUACAGUCACAACCGCCGCAAGGUCCGGCUCCCACAACGACUCCUCCUGUGCAUACUCCGUCACCACAGGAAAUGGGAAAACAGGCUCAUUUACAACCCCAGCCACAGCCUCUAUCACAAGUAUAUGGGCCAACACAAACAAGACCAACGUCUCAAGGUUAUUAUCAAGGCCCUAGGCCACAACAGCCAAGAGGUAUUAGUCACAGAGGGGGACAAGGAGGCUCUAAUGCACAAGUAGUCGGAAUGUCAGGAGUUGGUGGGGGUGGAGGCCAACCAACUGCGAUUUAUCAUCCAGGUGGUUUGCCAGUUCAAACUGGAGCAAUAUAUCAAGUCCCCCACCAGAUCCCCCAUCAGCAAUCCUUAUAUGCAAUGAACAAUCAAAUGCCCCUUCAGGUAGUAUUUGGUGGUCCACCGCAGAGACAUCAAACUCAUCAAAAUCAGUCUUAUUUUCAACCUUUUCAACAUAAUGCCAUUUUAACACAAAGUAUGUUUGGAUAUGGUGCACCCGCACCAACUCCGCAACCCUAUGGAUAUUGGCCUACAGGCCAACCAAAUACACCAUUAAGUUUAAGUAGGGCAGGUGCAAGUGCAGUCACUGGUGGGGCUCAACAUGUUGCAGGCCCGCUGGCCGGUGCCCAAGGAGCCCCAGUAGUACCACAAGGUACACUUCAGCAACCUACACAACAGGCUCAACCUUUACCCCCAAUGGGUAUAUCCCUAUCUCAAACUGAUGUGUACUCAGGUCAUAAUGGUGGCGCCACAAAUACAUCAAAUAAUACAAUUAAAUCACGAAAGCCGAGAGGACAGAAUGCCAUUACCGAUAUCGUAGACCCAACGACUGGUAAAAAUAUAAGUCAUGAAAUUUAUAAAGAUAACGAAACUAUUCAAAGUGGUGAAUCUAGCAAUCGUGAAACGCCUCAGCCACAAAAUAAUGGCGCUGAGGUGCAAGCCGAUUUUGCAGCCCGGGUUGCAAAAACACUUGUGAAAGUCGCGACCGAAGAGUCCAGUUCUGACUCGACGGUACCGACUUGUGUACAAAACACAUCUACAACUCAAAAUAUAACACAAAGUUUAUCUAAUUCACAACAAAAUUCUAAUGAUGUGAACAAUCAGUGUAUUAAUUUACCUACGACACAGAAUGUACCUAUAACCGCGUUAUGUAGUCAGUCGUUAGGUACCGCUAAUAAUGCGUCUCAAAUAGACUCUUGUACAAUGAAAACCGAGUCUAAACCAUUACAAAUUCCCGUGAAGGAAUUUCAACCUCGAAGUGAAUCGAAAAGUGUGGUUAUUGAGGAACCACCACUAACUGUUCCCCGUACCGUAAAUAAGGAUGAUAUUUCUGCGCAGUUACCCGCAAUGAUCGUAAGCGAAGUUGAAGUGAAGAAUAUGUGUGCCACACCUAUUAUAACACAAACAUCGGUUCCAAUUGUGACUGCACCAAGUAUGAACGCUCCAGAAAUACCUAAACCGUCCACCACUGCCCCAAGUGCUAACCCUGUUCCUGCCAGAGAACCGUUCCCUAAUUUAUUCAAUAAAAAUUCAUCGAACUCACCGCCUAGAAGAAAAUCUCAGUCUUAUGCCCACAAUCAACAACCUGCUGCUAGUGCUGUUACUGAAAUAUCUUCGAGUGCCAAAGAACAGAAGGAGAAAAAGACAAGAGAAAAAAGUCUUAGUUCUAGAGGAACUACUCCUACGCCUGCUCAUCAAACAGACCAUCAUUUAAAAACUAAUGGCGACAUUACAGUCGAGAAAUUGGAAUCAGAAUCAACUCGAACUGAUAUUCAGCAAAAGUCAUCUGAUGGUAAAGCCAUGCAGAAGCAAAAGAGUAAAAAUAAGCUCAAACCUCGUGAACUCAAUCGAAAGGGAGCGGAGAAAGAAGGUACAGAUAUGGAUGCUUUCGUGAAUACGGUACCCCCGGUAAAGCCUGAAAUAAAACAAGACAACAAGGAUCCUUUGACACCGAAGGAUAAUAACAAGGAAGCAAAUCGUGAGAUCACGAAGGACAACAAGGAGAAGGAUAAUUACGAACCGAAAAAAGAAAAGGAGAUUACUUCCGUUCAUGCAAAAGCGGAGAAGCAAACAAUUCCUGUGACGCCGGAUAACCCGAAAGAAAAUAUUCUCAUACAAGCACCCGUUAUAGAAAAGUUAUCAAGCAAUAAAGAAAGUAUAAAGGAAUCUUCCCCUAAGAUAGAGGAUAGUAAUAAAUCGAAUGCAUGCAAUAUGCAAGCAAAAUCAGUUCCUAACGACGUUGUUGAUCAUGUGACUGUUAAAGAAGAACCUGACGUAGAAGCAAUAGUUGCACAAAAGAACGAAGAAAACUCGAAAGUUUCGGCAAUUCGAACAGCCAGCGAGGAGAAGCCGCAGGCAUCCCCGGUUAUUGAGAAAACAGCCGAAAGCGAACCUGCGGCACAGACUGAAACCACACCUGUCACGAAUCAGAUACAACUGAAAUAUAAGUAUAAAGAUGAUCAAUGGAGCCCUAUAAAUCAAAACGGCAAAAGGGUUUAUGGUCGUGAAUUUUUAAUGAAAUUACAGGACGAUCCUAAUAGUAAAAUCAAGCCAUCUAAUUUGCCUGAUUUAGAUGUCGUUUUGAAAGAUAGUUCUAAGACAAGGAAUAACGUUGAACUUAGGCCAUUCAAAGAUACAAAUAUGAAUAGACAUGAUGUUCUAUUCCCUGGAUUCAUAAAACCGACUCUAAAUGCACGAGUGCCACCAUUGAAUCGUAACAAAAGUCAUUCAGGAAAAUCAUCGAAACCAACGAAGCCAAAUGUUAUUCAUGUAUCAUUAUCCCUAAGAGAAGAUGUAAAAUUGAGAGAAACUGAAAAUGCAUGGAGGCCGACAAGAUUAAAAACUUUAAAUCUUAGCGAAGAGGAGGCCAAAACAGAAGCUCUUUACAAAAAAGUUAGAAGUGUAUUAAAUAAACUUACGCCUCAGAAAUUUAAUACCUUAGUUGGUCAGGUUCGUUCAUUGUCAGUCGAUACGCCGGAACGACUGCAAGGUGUUAUCAACUUAGUUUUCGAGAAGGCUGUGGAUGAACCAAGCUUUUCUGUAGCAUAUGCAUUAAUGUGUAAAGAACUUGCUGUGAUGGAAGUCUCUGGUGGAGAUAAAAAUUCGGAGAAACAAGAGUGCUCAUACACUUUCAAAAAACUUAUUAUUAAUCGGUGUCAGAAGGAAUUUGAAAGAAAUCCGGUAAACGAAGUAGCGAGAGCUGCCAAACUUAAAGAAAUAGAGGAAUGUACCGAUUUUGAAAAGAAAAAAGAUUUACAAUUACAAUUUGAAGAUGAAGAACGCAAGACACGUAUAAAAUCAGUAGGAAAUAUACGAUUUAUUGGUGAAUUGUACAAACAAGGUAUGUUAACAACUAAAAUCAUGCAUCGUUGUAUGACGGAGUUGUUAAUUCAGAGUGAUGAAGAUAGUCUCGAAUGUUUGUGCAAGUUAUUAACAACAGUUGGAAAAGAUUUCGAAUCAAAAGUGUCUCCAAACGAAAUUCAAGAUUAUUUCAAUAAAAUGCAAGAUAUUGUUGCACGAAAAGGACAUGGAAAAAUUAGCUCUAGAAUUCGUUUUAUGCUGCAAGAUGUAAUAGAUUUAAGAGCGAAUAAUUGGAUUCCAAGAAGAGAUGAUAGUAAUCCUAAAACAAUAGAUGAAAUUCAAAAAGAAGCCGAUUCUGAUAGAUUAGAUAGCCAAUUAAGUAAUACUCCCUUAAAUACACCACGAAAAGAUGAACGUACUAAUGAUAGAAAAAGAAAUCGUGGUGUUGGGCCAACUGACGAUGGUGGUUGGAGUCAACCUGUUGUAAGAACAAGGCAACCAUAUUCUGUUGAAACAGCUAAACUUAAAAAUAAACCUCCUCCAAUGGAUGAUCUGCAAUUAGGAAGCAGGAAUAUGUAUAUGUGGAAAACACCUUCGAGUUGUGGCUCAAAGGCGAUAAAUUCAAAUAAGUUUGCAUGCUUAGAAAAUGUAUCGAAUUUAGAGCAAGAUAAACGAAUGACAUCUCCACAACUCUCUGGAUCAAGGUCCACUGGUCCAAGAGAGUAUGGUCGUGACUAUAAACCUUCUUAUGAUGGUAGGAGUUCACGUAAUGGUAGUCACCAAUUAAGCAGUUCGUCGUCGAGUAGAGAAAGCUCGUUAUUAGAUAAUUCACAGAGUCAAGGCGUUUCUAUGCCACAAUCAUUAAAAUCUUCGCAAUCUACCUCUAGCUGUCACAAACCCCAGCUGUCGGAAGAAGAGUUUAUGAAAACAUUAAACAAAAUAAUGAAAGAUUACCUUAAAAGUCCAAUACUUGAAAAAGCUUCAUUGGCUAUUCAACAGAACUUUGAUAAUGCAUUAACAAAAUUCAUGCGUGAAUUGAUUAACUUCGUCCUUGAAAAGUCACCUCUCGACAGAGAAUACAUAUCCCUUCUUUUGUCGCAUUUAAUCACUCAAAAAAUUUUACCUAUCUCACAUUUGAGAAAUGGAUUCAUUGAAAUAUUGGAUCUAGUUGAUGAUCUUGUACUCGAUAUACCUAAAGUUUGGUUAUAUUUGGCAGAAAUAUUAGCACAUCCAAUAAAAGAGGAAAUAAUCCCCCUAAUUGAAUUAAAACCUAUAUUUGAUAGUUUAAGAAAUCGAGGAUAUGUAGGAAAAUUACUUGGGGAAUUAUUAUCGAAACUAUCCCGUGAUAAAGGAUUGAAGUGGAUCGCAGAUAAAUGGGACCAAAGUGGAUUUCAAUUGAAUAAUUUAAUUGACACAGAACUUGAAGAAGUUGACAAAAUCAUUAAAGAUUAUAACUUGGAGUUCUGCACUAGUGAUUAUAAUAGUGCCAAAAAUUCAAAUAGUACUCAGCUUACGAUGCAGCAAAUUCAUGAUGAGCUCAGGAGACUCAUGAAGGACAGUAGUUUCGAUGUAAUUUGCGACUGGAUAAUGGGAAAUGUAGGUAAUCGAGUCAAGGAGCCUGAAUUUAUUCGAGUAUUAACGACUGCCAUUUUGGAGACAUCAAUGGAACCAGUCAAUAACAGGUGGAAUCUCAAAAAUAAAGUUUUUGUUCAUUUGCAACAAUUAAUUCGUCGAUUCGUCGAUACAAAUGAAUCUUUAGAGUUACAAUGUCUUUAUGCAAUUCAACUUCAUUUGCAUAAGUUACAAUAUCCACACGGGGUUCUCUUUUAUAUUAUGACAAAUUUAUCGGACUACAAUAUAAUUUCAAGUGAUGCGUUCCUGACAUGGAAAAAAAGUCCCGAACCAGCUCAACGUGAAUGGCAUGGAGUUGCAACUAUGGCGCUUACUUCAUUUUUCACUGGUUUACAAGAAGCUGAUGAUGCUUCCAGUGUAGAAGAUGUAUCGACCAGCGUAAGCCAAGAUCGCUGUUGACGAUAUCGUGAUCGAAUACAUUAUCGUCUGUUAAAAAGACUUAAAUAUAUCUUUCCUCGUUGAAAGAAAUUACGCAAAGUGAGAUCAAAUUGCUGUUUUUUUU
Molecule: messenger RNA, 6629 nt
Organism: Frieseomelitta varia
Lineage: Eukaryota; Metazoa; Arthropoda; Insecta; Hymenoptera; Apidae
Gene: Eif4g
Product: eukaryotic translation initiation factor 4 gamma 3-like
Exons: 25
Coding region: 956-6526 (1856 amino acids)
Cellular component (GO): eukaryotic translation initiation factor 4F complex
Molecular function (GO): translation initiation factor activity; mRNA binding; protein binding
Source: RefSeq, a predicted model, not a curated record